Molecule: messenger RNA, 2186 nt
Organism: Drosophila nasuta
Lineage: Eukaryota; Metazoa; Arthropoda; Insecta; Diptera; Drosophilidae
Gene: NaPi-T
Product: Na[+]-dependent inorganic phosphate cotransporter
Exons: 7
Coding region: 172-1845 (557 amino acids)
Biological process (GO): transmembrane transport; monoatomic anion transport
Cellular component (GO): membrane
Molecular function (GO): transmembrane transporter activity
Source: RefSeq, a predicted model, not a curated record
CUGGCUGCUUGUUACCUGCGACAAACGGACGAGAAGCGUUUGGCAUUCUAGUCUGGCCACGGGCCGGAGCGAGUCAAAGUGCUGCAUUAAAUUUGUUUUCCUUCCGUUGAUCCUUUGACGGAUCUUAACUUUAUUCGCAGUGCAGUGAUCUUUAGAUAGCAAUAAGCAAACAUGGCAGAAGUCGAGGCACGCACUGUGCUCUGGUACAUGACGUUCAUAGGAUUCAUUGUCAACUAUAUGUUGCGCAUCAAUCUGAACAUCACUAUUGUGGACAUGAUCGCUAUCAAGCCAGAGAAUGUAUCCCUUCAGCCCCUGAACAUUUCAACCCCACUCAAUGUGACUAGCAUUCCACUCAAUGUGACCAGCCUUCCACUCAAUGUGACCAGCAAUGCAACAACAACAACAACAACACUCAGUCUCAUUGAAACCGCAUACGCAGAGCGCUAUUCGUGGGAGCGACAGUUUCUUGAUUGGGCAAACAUUGAGUACGAACGAUAUGGCUUCCAUUGGGACGAGGGGAAGCAGAGCAAUCUUUUGGGUUCCUUCUUCUGGGUGCAUUGGUUGCUCCAAUUGCCCGGCGGCGUGUUGGCUCGCAAAUAUGGCACCAAGCUGGUGUUUGGUCUCUCCAAUGGCAUCGGCGUCUUCUGCUGCUUCCUCAUACCGAUCUUCGCCUACUGGAGCUAUACAGCGCUGAUCUGUCUGCGCGUCUUCCAGGGAUUCGUUACGGGCAUGGCUUGGCCAUCGAUGCAUGUGAUGACGGCUAAAUUGAUUCCGCCAAAUGAGCGAAGUAAGUUUGUCAGUGCCUAUCUGGGCAGCUCGGUAGGUGUGGCGCUGUUCUAUCCCAUAUUCGGCUACAUCAUUGCCUGGUCCUCUUGGGAAUGGGUUUACUACAUCUGCGGCGUUUUCGGCAUGCUUUGGUUUGUUGCCUGGCAAUUUCUGGUCUUCGACAGUCCCGCGCAGCAUCCGCGCAUUGCGCAGUCGGAGCGUCGCUACAUUGAGAAGUCACUGGGCGCCUCGGUGCAGAACAGCACGCCAGGACCAACGCCCUGGAAGCAGAUUGCCUGCUCGCGUCCAGUGUGGAUGAAUGUGGUGGCCCAGUGGGGCGGCAUCUGGGGUCUGUUCACACUGAUGACACAUGGUCCUACGUACUUCCGACUGAUCCAUCACUGGAAUAUAAGAGCUACGGGCUUCCUCUCGGGUUUGCCGCAUUUGAUGCGCAUGCUUUUCGCUUACGUCUUCUCCGUAUUCGCCGACUACUUACUCCGCACGGAUCGCUUGAGUCGCACCAAUGUGCGCAAGCUGGCCACAGCUAUUUGUUGUGGCGUCAAGGGUUUUGUUGUAUUGGCCUUAGCCUACUUUGGCUAUACUGCAACCGCAGCCAUUGUGCUGGUGGCUACAGCCACCAUGUUCCAUGGCGCUGUCUCCUCUGGUCCACUGGCCUCCAUGGUGGAUCUCUCUCCCAACUAUGCCGGCAUUGUGCUCGGUGUUAGUGGCAUGAUUGGCGGCAUGCCCGGCUUCAUCUCACCCUACAUUGUCGGCAUUCUAACGAAGGGCAAUCAAACCAUUGAGGCCUGGAAGAAUGUGUUCAUGCUAACGGCAGCUAUGUUAAUAGGCAGCGGUGUUUUGUACGUCUUCUUCUCGGAGUCCACGCUUCAACCGUGGAACAGUGGCAGCCAUUCGCUGCCCGAUGCGGGUCUCAAGGAACUGCAGCUGCUGGAGGAGAAGCUGCCGCUGCAGAGUGAUGGCAAGGAGAAGGAAGAGGAGCUGGAGCCGGAGCAGAAGCCGGAAGAGCAGCGGGAGAAGGAGACGGAGGUGGAUACUGCCGAAGUGAGGCGUCAGAACUGAUAAGCCAAAUUAGCACCAGCGGGUGUCAGCUUUAUUGUCAUAAGUCCAUUUUAGUUAUAGCCCCCAUUGUGUUGGCCGCCGCGUCUGGCAAACAAAGUUAUCACAGCUCAUCUCGUAUUUGCACUGAGAUUGGGCGCGUUGUCACCACACCACAUCGUCGUCUAGUGUUAACUCUUUCUCUAAAUUUAAAUAACAUAUUAGAAUUUUUGUUAUUGUGCUGUGUGCUCUUGGCUAACGCGAUCACGAUCAUUCCAUGAACUUGUUGCCUGUUCUCAUUGCGUUUUGUUUUGGCAAAUAAAAUGUGGGAACUCAAUGUAAACAGAAGGCUCAAAGGCCCAAUU